Cricetulus griseus (Chinese hamster) is the source of this 1859-nucleotide messenger RNA. NCBI's taxonomy places the organism in Eukaryota, Metazoa, Chordata, Mammalia, Rodentia, Cricetidae. The record is from RefSeq and is a predicted model, not a curated record.
GGCUUCAAGAUGGGCUUCGCUCCAGUUCCAACAGCCGCAGCGGGAGCCGGGAGCGACGGGAGGAGCAGACGGACACCUCAGAUGGGGAAUCCGUGACCCAUCACAUCCGCAGGCUCAACCAGCAGCCUUCCCAGGGGCUGGGGCCGAGAGGCUACGAUCCCAACCGAUACCGGCUGCAUUUCGAACGGGACAGCCGAGAGGAAGUGGAGAGGAGAAAGAGAGCCGCCAGAGAGCAAGUGCUACAGCCUGUCAGUACUGAAAUGCUGGAGCUGGAUAUCCGGGAAGUCUAUCAGCCUGGUUCAGUCCUGGACUUUCCCCGACGUCCUCCUUGGAGCUAUGAGAUGUCCAAGGAGCAGCUAAUGAGCCAAGAGGAGCGGAGCUUCCAGGAAUACCUUGGGAAGAUACAUGGGGCAUACACUUCAGAGAAACUCAGCUACUUUGAGCACAACUUGGAGACAUGGAGGCAGCUAUGGCGGGUGUUAGAAAUGUCCGACAUCGUCCUGCUGAUCACUGACAUCCGACAUCCGGUUGUGAACUUCCCUCCAGCACUUUAUGAGUAUGUAACUGGAGAGCUUGGGCUAGCCCUGGUGCUGGUCUUGAACAAGGUGGAUCUGGCUCCACCGGCCCUUGUGGUGGCCUGGAAGCAUUACUUUCACCAGCACUACCCUCAGCUCCACAUUGUCCUGUUCACCUCUUUCCCUCGGGACUCGAGAACGCCACAGGAGCCUGGUGGUGUCUUGAAGAAGAAUCGAAGGCGGGGGAGAGGAUGGACUCAGGCGCUGGGGCCAGAGCAGUUGCUAAGAGCCUGCGAAGCCAUCACUGCGGGGAAAGUGGACUUGAGCAGCUGGCGUGAGAAGAUUGCUAGGGACAUGGCCGGGGCCUCCUGGGGUAACGGCUCUGGCGAGGAGGAGGAAGAAGAAGAUGGGCCAGUGGUCUUGGUAGAGCAGCAGACUGACUCAGCGAUGGAGCCCACAGGCCCCUCCAGGGAGCGCUACAAGGAUGGAGUGGUGACCAUCGGCUGUGUGGGUUUCCCCAAUGUGGGGAAGUCCUCGCUGAUCAACGGGCUGGUGGGGCGGAAGGUGGUGAGUGUCUCCAGAACGCCAGGCCACACCCGGUACUUCCAGACUUACUUUCUCACCCCUUCAGUGAAGCUCUGCGACUGUCCGGGCCUUAUCUUCCCGUCUCUGCUGCCCAGGCAGCUGCAGGUUCUGGCUGGAAUCUACCCCAUCUCUCAGAUCCAGGAGCCCUACACUGCUGUGGGGUACCUGGCCUCCCGAAUCCCCGUGCAGGCUCUGCUGCACCUGCGCCACCCAGAGGCGGAGGACCCUUCAGCGGAGCACCCCUGGUGUGCCUGGGACAUCUGCGAAGCGUGGGCAGAGAAACGAGGUUAUAAAACAGCCAAGGCAGCUCGCAAUGAUGUGUACAGAGCAGCCAACAGCCUUCUGCGGCUGGCUGUGGAUGGCCGUCUCAGCCUGUGCUUCCACCCACCUGGUUACAGUGAACAGAGAGGUACCUGGGAGACUCAUGCGGAGACGACUGAGCUGGUGGUGUUGCAGGGUAGGGUGGGGCCAGCAGGAGAUGAGGAGGAGGAGGAAGAGGAGGAAGAGCUGAGCAGCUCCUGUGAGGAGGAAGGAGAGGAAGACCGGGAUGCUGAUGAAGAAGGAGAAGGCGAUGAGGACACCCCAACCUCAGGCCCUGGGUCCUGCCUAGCUGCCCGCAACCCAUACGCCCUGCUGGGCGAGGGCGAGUGCUGAGCCCCCCUUCCUGUCUCCAUUGUCCUCGGUAGCUUUGCUUUUGGACUGAGCUGGAGGUCUUCCCCAUGGCCACCCUGAUUGUGAAUAAAGAUGGUCUGCUUUGUA